CCGAAGCUAUGGCAGCAAGGCUGUUAUGUCUGAGAGCUGGCCUCUUCUUCGCUGCGUGCGAUCGGGCGGGAAAUUGCUAGAAGCGAGCGGCACGUGGCGGGUAAAGCAGGGGGGAGGUGUGAUGAUUUCCCGCGUCCCUUAAGGGCAAAGGAAGUCGCAUCAGCAGCAGCAGCAGGAGCAGGAGGAGGAGGAGGAGGAGGAGGAGGAGGUGGAAGACGAGGAGGAUAAAGAAAAUGAACGAGAGGAAAGAGAAGAAGAAGGCGCGUCCGUAUCGCGGCCCGAAGUUGUAGUACCGGCCGUUAUGACACUAAAUGGUGGCGGGAGCGGAUCACUAGCUCGCUGAUACGUCGAUCGCUCGCUCGCUGUACGCGUGCGUAUUGCCCGGGGCAUGCCACGCUUGCACCCAGUGCGGCAUCACGCAGUCGUUGAUGCAGGAUUGUCGCUCAGCUCCUCAAGCGGAGCAACGAGCUGAAGUGGUGAUGCGUGGCGUUCCCUCUGCUGUGUCUGUUCAGCGGCCAAAUGGACAUUUCCACGUUCUCGUCUGAUGGGCGAUUAGUCGUCACCGUCGCUAUUCUCAUCUGAGCUUCUUGGUUGUCACGUCCACGGCUGGCAGCGCGAGGUGUCUGCGAGUACCGUCAGUCUAGCUGGCAGAGGGGGUGAUAUAUCAUACCCAUCCUCAGCAGGGCGGAGAGGGUACUCCAGUUCGGUCGUGCUGAGGGGCCCCCAUUUGGCCGGUGUCGCGCCAUGCGGCGGGGCGCGACGUCGGCAGCGUGGAGAGAAGGCGGGAAGAUCACGUGUGUCAGCCACUUGGCGUAGCACCGGACAAUGGCGCUCUGGGAAUCCACGUAUGGAAUGUUGACUGUCCGCCACGUGGCGCUUAGCACAUCCUCCUUCCCAUUUCUACGGAGAUGGACAAGCACAGGAGCUGGCGGGGCCGCUUCUGACUUCAAGGGGGUGGCGGGGUGGGCAGCUGCGGAAGCUGGUGCCGUUGUUCUGCAAGCCUGGCCAUCGAUUGCCUGUAGUGGAUGUCGCAUCGGAGAUGUGUGUGCUGUGAAAGCCGUGGCUCUUCUUCCGUCGCGUGGAGUGGGCACGCGGAGGGGGACGAUUGGUGUGCAGUUGUCGGGACGUUGCACGAGGGCAGAGGGCAGCGGAGCUGGAGGAGGCUGGGCGGGGUGUAACCUGCGCGCUUGUGGAGCCCGCAACAGCUGUGGAGAGACUUCCGGCGCCAUGGCUACGGGACUCGCGCAGCCGUGCGCAAAACGUGUUUUGCGCAGUAGCUUCCUUGGCAGCCACUCCCUGUGGUCGACUCUUGUGUCAUCACCAUGCCUCCUCUCCCAUUCUUCUCCUCUCUCCCAUCUUCUCUCGCCGUGUUCCUCCUCCCCUUGGUAUUCUCCGCUGUCCCCGUUCUAUUUGUAUGCCUCUGGCUCUUCUGCUUCUUCCUCGCCUUCAAGUGUUGUUUGUGAAGCAUCGGGGGCAGCCGGUGGGGCAUCUUCGGCACGCUCCGCGUCGCUGGUGGUGGAACCGUUGUCGUCAACAUCAAUGAUGACUGCAGGGGUAGUGGGGGAAGCGCCCCGGGCACGGCUCCCGAUGGGACUGCCAACUGUCGUGCAGUCAGGGAUGACAUUGGAGGCUCCCCUUGCGUAUGAAUUGAUCCAAGGACCACUUGUCCGGUGGUCAGUGGUGCACGACCGCCGUUCGCCAGCGCCACCUACCGCAGUUCUCCUGCACGGUAUCCUGGGAGGUCGGCGCAAUUGGGCAUCGUUCGCGCGGCGGCUGGCGCAGGAGUUCCCCAGCUGGCAGUUUUUGGUGGUGGAUCUGCGGUGCCAUGGAGACUCCACGAAGCUGCCGAAGCACGACGAUCCGUCGGUGGCAAGUGCGGCGGCGGACGUCUUGCGCCUGGUCGCGGACUUGCGCAUCACUCCGCGGAUGCUCGUUGGACACAGUUUUGGCGGGAAAGUCGCUCUCAGCAUGAUCGAUCAAGCUGCGAAGCCCUUGGCACGACCGGUCCGCGUCUGGGUCCUGGACUCCACCCCCGGCAAAGUCCGCUCCGGUCUGGAUGGUGAGGAUGCCCCUGCGGACAUCAUCAACGCUCUCCGCGAAAUGCCACAGGUAGUGCCGUCCAGAGGUUUUGUUGUCAACACUCUCAUCAGGAAAGGCUUCUCAAGGAGCGUCGCUCAGUGGAUGACGACUAAUUUGCGUCCAAUUAAGCUUCCAGGCUUCUCUACGAGCUUAUCUUCCACAUCCUCGGCCUGCGGCGCCUCCUCUUACUCUCCCUUUCAGUCCUCUCCUUCAUCUUCUUCCUUGCCGUCGCCGUCUUCUCUGUCGCCUUCAGCUGUUGGCACCAUGGAUCGGCUCCCCGAAGUGGAGGCGGGGUUAUCUUGGGUGUUCGAUCUGGAAGGGAUCGCGAGGAUGUACUUGUCUUAUCAGAGGGAAAAUCUAUGGCCAUUGGUUGAUAAUGUUCCAGAGGGAGUUCAGAUAGACUUUGUGCGAGCGGAGAGAAGUCUGCACAGGUGGGGGAAGGAGGACGUAGACCGGAUCAACGCAGGGGAAAGAGCAGCCCGCAAACGAGGUGUGGCCGGCGGGGUGAACUUACAUGUACUGGAAGAUGCAGGGCACUGGGUUCAUACCGACAACCCAGAAGGGUUGUUCCGCCUGAUGGCUCCUUCUUUUGUCUCUAUGGGAGGAAGAGGAGAAGUAGGGAGGAUAUAUAGUGCUUCUCAUCAGCAGCACUGGCAGGAGAACCAGCCAAAGCAACAUGGCUGAAAACAGGCUGCUGAGGAGGAGGUGGUGCUGAGUAGCACUGAUGAUGCCAGAGGGAGGUGACCUCCUCCUCUCUUCCGCCCCUUGUCCCGCCCCCCUCUGGGCCUUUCUUUCCCCCCCUCCUCCCUCGCUCUUCCCCGCCCUUUGGCCCCUGGCCGGCCGACGUUGCUGCUCUCCAUCAUCGAAGUCCAUGUAGGACUACAAAACUUUCCCUCUUCCUUGGAAUUGGCCUUGGUUGGUAUUUGAGUCAUCGAGUCACUAUGCUUUGUGGAUGGAUUGGGAGGUAAGACAGGCCUCGUCCUCUUCGUUGUAAAAACAACUUUAUAAAAAGCUGACUGACUUCAUGAUUGCGUUCUCUUUUCUGCCGUCUGACAGAAAUGUGAAGUUGUUCGACUUCUUUUGCUUCUUUUUAAACUUUUUUUUUAUAUAUAACUUGUUUGGCUCGAGUGUCGUGUAGUUGUCGGAGUGGUCUUUUAUUUUGUCAGCAGUUCAUGGGUGUGUACCCUUUCGUGGAAUUGGCCUCGGUUGUCAUUUGAGUUAUUGCGUCGCUAUGCUUUGUGGAUGGAUUGGGAGGUCAGUCAGGCUUCGUCCUCUUAAGUGCAACGAAGUUGCCUCUACCAAGAAAUUUUGGGAACGCCUUCAGCUUUUGCUAUUUUCCGUGUGCCGGGACGAAGUGUGGUGUCAGAGUUUUUCAGUAGUUCGUUCUAAAAACAACUUUCGAAAAAGCUGACUCACUUCAUAUGAUUGCGUUCGCUUUUCUGCCGUCUGACAGAAAUGUGUGGAGUCGUUCGACUCUUUUUUUCAACUUCAUAAGUUAGUUCAACUUAGUUAGUUUUGCUACAGUGACAUGUAGUUAUGGGAGUGAUCUUUUAUUUUUGUCAGCAGUUCAUGGAUUUAUUUAUAUUACUUUACAAG
This is a messenger RNA of Chara braunii, 3675 nucleotides long. Lineage: Eukaryota; Viridiplantae; Streptophyta; Charophyceae; Charales; Characeae. The record is from the annotation of a GenBank genome assembly.